Molecule: messenger RNA, 2091 nt
Organism: Amyelois transitella
Lineage: Eukaryota; Metazoa; Arthropoda; Insecta; Lepidoptera; Pyralidae
Product: transmembrane protease serine 9
Exons: 14
Coding region: 153-1952 (599 amino acids)
Biological process (GO): proteolysis
Molecular function (GO): serine-type endopeptidase activity
Source: RefSeq, a predicted model, not a curated record
UCGACUCAAGCGCAUCUCAGUAUGUGUCCGUGGUGACCGCGACGAGUUCAACGGUAUACCAUGCGGCAGCCGUCCGCGAAAUUCUAAAUUCGAAUUUGGAAUUAUCGAACACCUCUCGCGCAUUUUUAAAGACAUUAUUUUUUUUAAACAACAUGUGCAAGUGUCCUUUUAUUUUAGUGCUUAUGCUGGCGACUUUCACUCUCUCUCAGGGAGAUGAAGUUCGCGAUGCUCGAGGAGUGUUCACCAAGAACUUCUUCGGCGGGGUGUGGGGCAACCGGCCACCCUUGAUGGAGCUUAACCAGCCCAAGACCACGUGCACCUGUAAGUGUGGUGAAAGGAACGAAGCGUCCCGUAUCGUAGGGGGCUUCGAAGCUGGUACCAACGAGUUUCCUUGGAUGGCCCGCCUCACCUACUUUAAGCGCUUCUACUGCGGAGGCAUGCUCAUCAACGACCGAUAUGUGCUCACUGCUGCUCACUGUGUCAAAGGCUUCAUGUGGUUCAUGAUAAAGGUUACAUUCGGCGAGCACAAUCGCUGCAACUCGACCAUCCGGCCGGAGACUAGGUUCGCUCUCCGAGCCAUCGCCAACAAGUUCACUUUGUCCAACUUUGACAACGAUAUCGCAUUAUUGAGGCUGAACGAGAGGGUGCCUAUUUCUGAUGCCAUUAAGCCUAUUUGCCUGCCUAGCAAUAAUCAAGACCUCUACGUGGGUGUGAAAGCCUUAGCAGCUGGGUGGGGAACGCUAACGGAGGAAGGCAAGCCAGCGUGCACCUUGCAAGAGGUGGAGGUGCCCGUGAUGAGCAACCAGCAGUGUCGGAACACCAAGUAUACCGCGAACAUGAUCACAGACAACAUGCUGUGUGCCGGUUACCCUGACACUGGGAAGAAGGAUUCUUGUCAGGGUGACAGCGGCGGUCCACUGAUUGCCGAGAGAAAGUUCGACACUCGCUACGAAUUAAUAGGUGUGGUGUCGUGGGGUAACGGAUGUGCCCGGCCCGGUUACCCGGGGGUGUACACCCGGGUCACCAACUAUUUGGACUGGAUCAAAGAAAACACCAAGGAUGCUUGUUAUUUUUCAUGUGUUAUUAACGGACAUGCUUUAAACUACGAUAAAUCAAGGAUAUCUCAGGGAUCUAUUCGAAGUCCACAAAAUUCCGACUAUUUUAUUGGAAAACAUUUGCCCAACUGCCAAAACUGCGGAUGCGGAGAAAGAAACGAGGAGCCUCGCGUAGUGGGGGGUCUGGAUUCGAGUGUGAACGCGUUCCCCUGGCUCGCUCGGCUCAUCUACCACAAGUCCUUCGGGUGCGGCGCCUCCCUCAUCAACGACAGAUACGUUGUGUCGGCAGCACAUUGCGUCAUCGGAUUCAUGUGGUUCAUGUUCCGAGUGACCCUGGGCGAGCACAACCGCUGCGACACCCACCGGCCGGAGACCCGUUACGUGGUGAAGGUGAUCGCCCAUAACUUCACUAUAAAGACACUCUCCAACGAUAUAUCUCUGUUGAGGCUCAGCGAGCCAGUGGUGUACUCGCAUGCGGUGCGACCAGUGUGCCUGCCAAAUUAUUCCUAUAAGGAUUACGCCGGAGCCACAGCCGUAGUAGCUGGUUGGGGCGCCACGGCAGAGACCGGCAAAUGGUCUUGUACGCUGAUGGAAGCAGAAUUACCUGUGUUGAGCAAUGACGUGUGCAGACACAAUACUAACUACAACGAGUCCAAGAUACAAGAUGUCAUGAUGUGUGCUGGGUUUCCCGCUACGGCGCAUAAAGAUGCUUGCACGGGAGACAGUGGCGGUCCAUUGGUGACAGAAAACGAAAACCACUCCUACGAUUUAAUAGGUGUCGUGUCUUGGGGCUAUGGUUGUGCCCGGAAGGGUUACCCUGGGGUCUACACCAGGAUUACGAAGUACUUGGACUGGAUCAGAGAAAAUACCUUCGAUGGAUGUUAUUGUAAUUAUUAAUAGAAAGUAUAAGCCUAUUUGAGUUAGGUACAUUAAUAAGUGGUUCUCAUAAUGUUUGAGAUAUCUCAAGUGAUUUUCAAGAUUUUUAUAAAAUAUUAUAAAGCUCUUAGACUAUUUAACUUAGGUUAGGUAAAAAUAA